CCGUCUCGGCGCUCUCCCCCGCGCCUGGGCAAGAUGGCGGCGCCCACGGCGGGGGCGCUGAGCGCGGCCAUGCUGGCCAUGCUGGGCCGCGGCGCGGCCGCCGCGCUGGGCAGAGCGCGGCCCGCCUGCAGCCCCGCUCUGCAGCAAGCCAGGGGCUAUGCCAGACCCGUGACGAGGAGGAGGAGAGACAUCCCCAGCCAGCUGGAUGACCUCCCUCCCACCAUGCUGAAGAAGGACUAUGCCAAUCUCCCAGUAAUGAACAGCGUGGAUGAUGUAGUGAGAAGGCUGUUGUCCCUGGAAAUGGCAAGUCAGAAGGAGAAGAUGAAAAUCAAGACGCAGCAGCUGGUGGAGAAGGUCAGGAGGUCUCCCAGCGACAACGGCUCCUUUGAGGUGCAAGUUGCAAUUCUGACUGCCAGGAUCCGCAUGUUCGAGGAGCACCUCCAGAGGCACCCCAAGGACAAGAACAACCGUCGGCGGAUGCUGAUGGACGUGGACAAGCGGAAGAAGCUGCUGGGGUACCUGCGGCGGGUGCGCUACGACACCUUCGAGAACACCUGCCAGCAGCUGGGCAUCCAGUACAGCCUCCCCGCGCCCUACACGCGGCGCGUCACCAAGCGCUGGCUGGUGAAGAAGGCCUUCUGCGUCAAGGUGUUCCAGGAGGCGCGGAAGCUGAAAGCGGCGGAGAGGAUGAAACAGAGGAGGGAGCGGCAGGCGAGAGGCAGGGCGGGGCAGGGGCAGGAGAAGGUGGCACAGGAGAAGCCAACACCGGAGGGGACUCCCGUCUAACAACACAGCCACUCUGACAAUAAAAACACUCAAAGAACCAGAA
This is a messenger RNA of Myiozetetes cayanensis, 829 nucleotides long. It is a transcript of the gene MRPS15, whose product is annotated as mitochondrial ribosomal protein S15. The record is from RefSeq and is a predicted model, not a curated record. The coding region runs from base 34 to 786 and encodes 250 amino acids. NCBI's taxonomy places the organism in Eukaryota, Metazoa, Chordata, Aves, Passeriformes, Tyrannidae. Gene Ontology annotation, biological process: translation. Gene Ontology annotation, molecular function: structural constituent of ribosome. The transcript is spliced from 8 exons. Gene Ontology annotation, cellular component: ribosome.